Wasmannia auropunctata (little fire ant) is the source of this 4116-nucleotide messenger RNA. Its product is annotated as trace amine-associated receptor 9. Gene Ontology annotation, molecular function: corazonin receptor activity. Lineage: Eukaryota; Metazoa; Arthropoda; Insecta; Hymenoptera; Formicidae. Bases 918 to 2171 code for a protein of 417 amino acids. Gene Ontology annotation, biological process: neuropeptide signaling pathway. Gene Ontology annotation, cellular component: membrane. The transcript is spliced from 12 exons. The record is from RefSeq and is a predicted model, not a curated record.
UGCGUCGUCAGCCUCCGCGUCGUCGCGACGCUCCUCUCUCUCUCUCGUCUCUCUCGGCUCUCUCGGUGGCGUCCGCAGCAUCGCGACGCUACGACGCGCUCCGUCGACUAUCCCCUAUCCCGGGAGAGACGCCGCCGUUAAUUUUCAUACGAUAUAGACCAGCGACACGGACUUGGCCGUCGAUAACGAUCGCAAUAGGCGAUAUAAGAAUACAAGUAUCUUUUUUUCACGCAUCGCCACUUCGAAAGUGUUUUUCGUUCGAUCUGCCCAAAGGAAGAUAAGAAAAGUUAUUAAAGGAACAGCGAAGGCGCCUUCUUGUGUCAACGGGUGAAAAGGGAAACCAAAACGUGAAGUUUUUACAAGAUGUGAUCCGUCUUGGUGUCUCGAUCAAGUGAUCUAUCGGAUCUCACUGCGAAACAUACCAGCCUCUCAAGACUUCUCGCCUUCGAAAGUCACGCACUAGCGUUUUUCCUUCUUGCCUUCCGGAGCGUCGCGUACUUACUCAAGCCUUAUCGACAGCUUCGUGGAUUUACUGCCGAAGCCCGUCUUCUCACCCGCGUGCCCGUAGAUGCUGUGGAUGCAAGCUGAGAUGCAUAUCGCGUAUCAAGAACCAAUCGCACGUCGAAGUCACACAUCGUUUUACGAAUGCGUACUGACGACUCGUGAGACGCGAGCGGACUUUCGAGUGCGUCAUUAGACGCGCUCAAAACGUUCGCAAUCGUGCGGAUUCUUAAAACUUGAUGAUGAAGAAACAGUAUUUGAAAAAGCUGGUUGGCCAUCACCAAGGCGGGCUCUCGAAAAUUCGCGAUCGACAGGAAUGAAAAAACCGUACAAAGUACGUGUGCCUCGAACGGGACACGGGUGUCUCGUCUGGGGAUUCGGCACCGUAAUCGCGCGGGGAAGUAAGCGACCAAACGAUGAUGAUGAUGGAACACAAACAGACGAUACUGCUGGCACCCUCACUGAGCAACAGCAGUUGUUGGCGAAACGGCACGUCCGAUCCCUCUUGGACAGGUCCAGGUCCUGGAGAAUUGGUGCGGGCUACUCUGAUACUACUACUCAGCCUUGGUAUCCUGUGCGCCAAUUUGCUAGUGAUAUGUGUUAUCAAUAGCAGACAGUACACUAAAUAUAUUCAUGCUCAGCCCAGAUAUUUGCUGACGAGCUUAGCGAGUAACGAUCUGGCGAUUGGUCUUUUAGUGACGCCUUUCGGUUUCUUACCAGCUGUUUACGGAUGCUGGCCGUACGGCGAAGUUGUCUGUCAAAUUCAGGCACUUCUUAGGGGCGCUUUGACUCAACAGAGCGCUGUUAUCCUCGUCUGCAUGGCAAUCGACCGUUAUGUUUGCAUGCUGCACCCCCAUCGCUAUCACAAGCACUCUUCUAAAAGGUAUUACAUGCGGCAGGGCUGUGUGGCAGUGAUGUCGACCACUUGGAUAGCGAGCGUGGCAAUUUUCGGAGUUCUGGUACUCCCUAGAGGCGGUUACUACUUCAACGAGUCCGGCCUCCUCGCCUGCGAUCCCUUCUUCGCUAGAGCGUCCCUUAGGAUCCUGGCGUGUUGCUGUUUUUAUUUCCCGACGACGAUGGUGCUGAUGUACUGCUACGGCUCGGCCUUCCACGUUAACAAACUUCGCUUGAAAAGAGUAGUCUGUGUUAACACGCCGGAGGUCGUUAGUGGCGGCCAUAUAGAAAGGCUUGUCGCCCACGAGAGACGAUUGUCGACCUCGGCUUCGCGAACAAUGGCUGCAAUGAGUUUAGGUUUCAUCGUCAUGGUCACGCCAUGGACGAUUCAGGAAGUCGUUGCAGCCUGCACCGGAAGCAAGCCACCACCGUUUCUCGACUUCCUGGCAACGUGGCUGGCUCUCUCCAACAGCUUCUGGAAUCCUUUCCUUUAUUGGCUGCUCAACAAUCAUUUCCGCCGAAUUUCAAGAGAGCUUCUUUAUACUAAGAUCCUGUGCAGGUCUAAGCCGUUGGGAACGAAACAACACUGCUGCGCGACUAGUACCGGUGGCCUAGACGUUUGCAGCAUCGCGGGCAUCGACCUAUCAGGUCUGGAGCGUUGCUCAAUGGAACGAUGCUCAAUGGCGCGUUGUUCCUCGUUAUCAUUAGCGAAUACACCACCGCCGCUCCCUUGGGAAACCGGACAUGUAACACAUGGUGACGUAGCAUCCACGUGAGUGAAAGAUGCCGCCACGCAGACGGAGGAUUGCGGAUCUCCGGACGACGCCAGUUAGUACAGCGUGGCGGCAAGCCGGCAUCCGAUGCUCCGAAACUAUCGAGCACAAUAUCCGUCGCCUGUGCACCGAUAUCUGCGAGACCAUGUCGCAUCCUCGCUGGCACGAGGGCGAGUUUCGCGCGUCGAGGUGGAGGACAAUCGUGACGGCGAUGUCGCGACGGAUGGAGCGAGCCGUUAUCGUCGACAUGAUCGACAGAGUCGCUUCGAAUUCGUGCGCUUUAAAAGCCUGCCAGAUCUUGUCCGGGAUAUGGAACCGCGAUGAAACACUGAUUAACGAAUGACAUUAUCAAAUAUCGGGAUAUUACUGUACAUUACUGUCGUCAUCGUCGUCGUCGUCGUCGUCGUCGUCGUCGUCGUUGUCGUCGUCAUUAUUUCGAUUUUCGUAAGAAAGCUUGAACUCAAUUCGGGUGCAACAGCAAAAGGGCGAACGCGAAUUCGAUCCACGCCCCGAAGCGAGCGUACACGAACGCGGUGUCGACACACCGCGAUUAGCUCUCGUCGCGACGAGAUCGAUUACGGAAAUUAAUUACGGCACCAACGAGGAUACUAAUCGCGCCGCUCUCUACGAUAUACAUGUAGAUGUUUAAUCACGGCGCUUUGCGAGUGUUAACGUCAUUCGCGCCCGCAUCCAACCCCGUUUUCUACGAUUAAUUAUUCACGCGUGAGUGUUUGCGCUACAAGCUGUGCAUUCAGACACAAAAUUGCUUCUUUCUUGGGCAUAUAAACUUCAAAUAUUUUUCUUUAUAAUUCCUUUUUAGAUAUUAUACUUACAUAAGUUCAAAGUUAAAAUAAUAGAUUUUGAAAUUUAAAGGAUUUCUUUUCAUUCACAGAUCAAUUUGAGGUCAAGUCCUCAUUAAAGAAAUCUUACUUGAAUAUUUUAAAAUAAUUUGACGAGGUUACUCCAAGAUGUGCGAUACAUUCACAAUGUAAAAUUUACGUGUCGAAUAUAUUAUGUACUUAUGUGAGAAAGAAUGACAUGUUUAAAUUGCAAUUGUUUGCUCAAGCUCGAGAGCUCAUUGGUAUGAUGACCAAUGCGUAACAUCUUAUAUCUAUAUGUCAUUGUUAUGUACAUAUAUUUUAUAAAAAUGCCUAAUAAGGAUGCAGAUAUUCGAAUUCACUCUUAAUAUCUCUCGCAGAGUUUUAUACUGUAACAAAUAAACUACAGAUAAGACGUACAGCGUUGUUGUUCCUGCAUUUUUAAAAUGCAUUUUAUUCAAUAAUCUUUUGUUUAUUUCGAAAUUUUGAAUUGUUAUUAGAAAUAAAUAAUAUUAUCUGCGAUAUUUUCUAAGGAAUUUGUUUCAACAAUGGCAUAAGGUAAAUUAGUCGUAUUAUUUUAUUUAGUGCAAUAAUGCAUAUAGAAUAAUGCAAAAACAGCCUUGUUAACUGAAUCAAUUGUAAUAUAUUAAUUUUCAAUAUGCAUAUUGCGUUUGGAUGAAAAAUACCAACGUAUAGAUUUUUGAAUUGUUGCAAAAAUAAGAAUCAUAUAAAAAUGAAAAGUUUUCAAAUACGGGAGCGAUUAGAGGACUUGCAUAAAGUUGCAUAACUACAUUAAAAUGUUAUGGAAAAAUUCAACGGAAUAAUGAAGAAACGAAAAUGGCAUCUCUGUUUUAUAGAUACGGAAUUAAGGGACACGGAAUCGAUACCGUACAUGAUUUAGCAUGUCGAUGGAAUAAAAUCUUCUUGUAUGUAAGAAGAAAUCUUUUACUAAUAUCUAGAGUUUUGUAUUCAGCGAAAGAAGAUGUCGACGAUUGAAAGUGGACACAAGGCCGAGACGCCGUUUCAUAUGCAUGUUCUCAUAAAGAGAAUUCUCUCAAGACUUUAAUAUAUGUGAAAUAAUUACACUUUCAAUUUAUAAUUAGAAAUAUUGCGCACUGUUCUGAUGUAAA